AUGGCCCCUAGUUUACGAGAUCUGAUUGAUUUUCUGCUGGGGGAGAUUGCGCUUUGCGGCGAUCAAGGUGCCUCUCCAGCGGAUAUCUUGAAUUUCAUUCAUGCAUUCUAUGCCAAGGCUGCUCAAGAUGGGUCGUCUCAUCGCAAGCACACCGUUGACCGACGGUUCCAGGAAAAGGUGUGGUCUUGGCUGACAAGAAACCCAGAGGUCUCUGUUGGCAAGAACAGAGAGGGAAAUCACCUCACCCUUGCCGACGUAGAGCAUUCUAUGCAACAUGACCAGGGAAAUGAUAAGUCGCCCGAGGUUUCAUCUCAAACUCCGAUGCGUGUUUUCGUAUCGGAGGAGAGGACAUGGCUUGCAAUCACUGGCCAUGAACGGGACGAAAAUAAGGUCUUCUUGACAGAGUUUGCUCUUCUAUCCAUUAUUGCGUCUCGGAAGUCCGCCGGUAUCGUGCAGACUGAGCUGGUCAAACUGAGUGGCCAGGACAAGCGGUCCGUUCCUAAACGGACGGACAUGUUGCAGCAGAAAGGAUACAUCGACAAAAGAGCGAUUCAGAUAAAAGCUGCCCGGACUAGCCUAUGCACAUUGCGCAGGUUUCGAAAGACAGAUAAUGCACCGGUUGCAGGUAGCUCUGAUCAGCAACCGGAAGGGAGACAAGGUGUUGAUGUGAUUGACUUUAAGGAAUUCACCGACAAGCUUUUCCAGAUUCUUCGGCAAUACAAGAUCGUUUCUCGCAACGACCUCAAGAACCUACUUGGCUUUGCUGACCACUGGCGGUGGAGAGUCCUCUCACGCUCGGUGCGCAAGUUUGAGCGCAUAGGUGUCCUAAAACGAGUCAAGGCUUUGUCACAGUAUGCCGACACUAUGAACAAAUACCACCCUUGUGUAAUGCUCAUACGAGAACCGACACAACGGGAUUUUGAAAUGUUCAAUGAAUUCAGUCUGAACCUCACGACUGAUCUGGGACAAGAGGAUAGUGUGGAGCUUGAUGAAGAUGUGGAACCCAACGAUGCAGGGAGGGAGUCUUCGUCUCUCAGUGGCCCUCAAACAAUGGUUAAGAGAGAAGAGGACGUGGAGGAGGCUGGUAGAAUGGUCCCUGCAUGGAAUCCCGAGCAGAAUAUUCACAAUCUGAUAUUUGACACGGUGGACAGAGCAGGGACUUCUGGUAUUACUAACGUCGAUAUUCUCAGAACGUGCUUUGGGGGUUUCUUCCGCAGGCCACUGGAGAAUGCUCUUACUCGCCUAGUGGCAUGUUGGCAGUUGUCCCAACCUUUACAUCUACGUCAACUGGCGAUUGUACGAGACACAGCCCUCAGCCGAACGAUUACUCACUAUGUCCACUACUCUGCAAACAAUUUCCGCCAGAUUGUCGAUGCAGGGGGAUCGACAUGGGAGGCUGUGGAAUUUGUCCCUAAAACCACCAAGUCGAAUCAUGUCAAAGUACCACCGGUCGACGCUGUACCUAAGCUCAACGAACAUGGAUUUUCUGUAGCUGUUCCUGCCAAGGAGUUACUAAAGAAUGGGAACGCUACGCUUUUAGAGUGCAUUUUGGUUGUUAGACCAGCCAGUUACAGUUGCACUAAUACCGAUCCCGUAGCUGUGCAGCUGGAAGGGAAUACUUACGGAAUCCGGUUUGGGGACAGAAAAAGUAACCUGGAGGUGUCUCGGCGAGAUAAAUACGCUACACCGAGCAGACCGAAAGUCAAACAUCAGGAUAUAUCUGAUAUUGAAAUGGAAGAUGUUCCACCUAGCAGACGUUACAGAAAGCCAAAGGAUGACCCAGAUCGCUUUCGUGGAAUGUCCGAGAAAGAGAAACUCGAGGCACUUGGGUUGGACGAAACCUGGACUGAGUACAGCGUCUUACUUAUAGACCGUUCUCAACCUGGGGUGUAUAUUACUCCACGUGGGCGACGGAGACCGGCUGGGAAGAGACAAGGCCGCCCAAGGAUUAGUCGAAUUGCUGUCUUCAAAUCGCCGGGAUUGGCAUCUUUUCCCUGGUUUUUGCAGGAGAAGAGGGCAGAGGAAGACCAUGAGACCAUUAGUACUCCGCGUGAGACUCCACAAGCGCAGAGCAUUGAGAGCAUUGAGCCAAAACCCGGAGCAGAGACUAUAUUGAAACCAUCAACAGCCCGUUCUGAACUCCCAGAAGCCACUCCUACCAGAGGGACCAAACGAAACUUACGACAACGUGCAUCGAUCAAUGCGGAAUCCGAUUCAGCAGCAGGAAGGACACACAAGCAGCGACGCCUGAUGGAGGCUAACGUCGAUCCACCUGAAGUUAUUGCGAGUGAUGUUCAGGGGUCUGAAAACCUGAACCAUAAGAGGAAUGUGCAUGAAGUGCGAGAUCAGAGUUCAUCAAUGAGGCGAUCAAAACGUAGAAAAAUCGAGUCUCCAACAUCAGCCGUCCCAAAAAUGCCAACUACUGCAUCGAAGAUGCCUGGUUACAUUGAACAAGCAGACAGCUCAGCCGUCAUGGAAGAGCCGCGUGAAAGUUUGCAGCCAUCCGGGAUGGAUCUUGAUAAUUACACCCCCAGCGAACAUGUUAAUGGACUGUCCGGACAGUCUUCUAGUAUCGAACGUGCAAACGGAGCUGUACCGGAGAACUUCCUGGAGCCAGGUGAUUCAGCGUUGGAGACUCCAGUAGCGGUAAAUAAUCUCGAUGGGCUUCACGACGCAGGCGAGAAGCACCCUCUUGCUGCGCACACCUCGGAAGGCCCGCAACAAAAUCCCAAAAAACAGGAGAAAGGGGGAUCAGUGUAUUUUCUGCGAAGAAAGAUUAUUAUGGACAUCAUUGAGCAGGCCGGGGGUGCGUUUCCUCUCGGCAAAGAGCUGUGGUACCCAUUUGCUACCGCGUGGUUGAAGAUGAAAUACAAAGAAAGGCCUGACCUACGGACGAUCAAGACGACGGUAAAACACAUGGUGGAUGCUGGCAAGCUCCGUCAGCAUACUUUCAGUGGCAAAGACAGUAAAGGGAUCAUGGUGACAAAGGCCAUAGUCAGCAAGACCGACUUGGAUCCGGACGCCCCUCUUCUCAAAGAGAUGCAGAAGAACAUACUCGCUUCCGACCCUCGGCAGAUUUACAUUCCAUCCAGUGUUGAAUACGAUCGGGCAUUGACCAAGAGAGGACGAAAAGCCAUGCCGAGCGAUGAUCUCAAACCCAUCCCUCAGAUCCCGGUCGAACCGGGAGUCACCGUCCAACUGCACCGAAAACCAGCCCAAGUUGUGGCUCAGGAGAGAAGAAAAGGCCUCAGUAUUCAGAGGCGACUGCUGCAGAGACUGGAGCCCGAAACCGACAGCCCAAGGAAGCCCAUGCGACUCAUGACGAUCCAACGUCCCUCCACGGACGACUCUGCUAUGUAUGGCUUGACUUCGAUCUCUCGACCCGGCCCCGGCGGCAGCAGUGAGGUUUCAGGGCGUCUUCCACGACGACACCGGACUACUGCUCCUGGCGGUUUAAUUCCUCGCCGCCAAGUGAAGCGGCUCUGGAUCCCAAUCUCCUCCAUGACUCCUUAUGCAAUGCUCAUGAACCCAAAACAGGUCUUUCAUGAAGGCUCGGGGACGUUCUCGACCUAUGCCGGGCUUAUGUCAUUGCAUAUGCCCCAGUCUCUGAAGGAAAAGAAGAAAAAGAAGGAGAAGGAGGAGGUUGAAGUCAGACCCGGACUGCCCAAGUCUCUGGAUGAACUAUUCAAGAAGGCACGACGACGCACGGUGAACUAUUCAGACAGGACCGAUCCUCGGUCGCGUAAAUUCUUCCUGGAUACCAACGUCAUUCUCCGAUGGGAGCUCCAGAAUGAAGAGCUACUUCAGAACCAGACACCCGAGGAUGCGUCGUAUAUAAACCAGACGGUGGCGAACUUGUUUAGUGCGCCGAUCGAGGGUGAUAUACGGUUCGAUCGUGACCAGGCCGAGCCUCCAGUUGCGUCACCCCCCGAGCCGAAGACCACAAGACGGCGAGCGCAACAGCAGCAGCGUCAGGAAGAGCAUCAGGAACCAGCCGAGCCCCCAACGCUCCAGCCCUCGGUUCCAGAAUCUGCAGCUUCAACGACACCCGAAGAGACACCCCAACUAGAAAUAGCACGACGGAACCGCCGCCUGAACCAACUGAUACAGCGCGAGGCAGCUGGGCCUCAGACACCUGCACCGUCUGGCUCACGGCAGCUCAUUCGUCGAAACCGGAUGGCUGGUCAAUUGCCGGACCAGCUUGUACAGAGAGUGAUGGUGGCGAUUGCCGUUGUCCGUAGCCUCGCAAGUGGUUACGACGCGCGGCUGGUCGACUGGAACCUGGUAUCCCGUUGCUUCCCUGACGAUGAUCCGGAAUUCAUCCAAGACCGUGCCAAGAUGAUCCUUAGUCGGAAUCGGUUGCAGAUCUCUAAGAUGCUAAGCGACUUCGAGGAGCGGUUUAUCGAAGCGUACGCCAACGACCAGGUACCUCCUAUUAACUACGACGACCUGGACAGCUACAACUGGGAAUGGGUUGUGAAUUGGGCAUACGAACAGCUAGAUACUCCCCGGUCCGGAAGGCUCCCCGACCUUCCUGCCACCCGAGAGCAAUUCGACAGUGUAUUCGAGAUCCGGGAGGAGCCGAUCACAUCGCUGGACGAUAUCUACCAAAGCAGCCACGGAAUCACCAUCAACCGACGGCGCACGCUCUUCGCGGGGGUACCUUUCGCCACCCCGCUGGCUGACCAGCCGGUCAGGACCACCGCGCGACAGAUGGAACUGGCACGCCUGGAGGUGGCCAAGACGUGGGUCCGGGCCAAUGUCGUCACACCUGAAGGGACAUAUCGUCCAGCUGCGGCGCGAGAUGCCCUCGAACAAUUAGGGGACGACCUUGUGGGCAAGGCGUUGCAGUCGCUCAUCACGGAACGAGUGCUGUACAUGGUCAACAAGGGCCGGGACGCCCCCGGCCGCAACUACGACAUUAGCGAACAUUUCCUGCAAGUGCUGGGACGAAAACGGUCCAUCGAGGCUGCGGAGCUACGACGGGCUGCGCAGUUCAAAACCCAGGUACUCGACCAAGCGCUACAACAGCACGGCACGUUCGACGUCCCAUACAACGCCGAGGACGGCGACAUCCUCGCCAUGAUCAAUCUCUUUGCCGAGGGGCGAAUCAUCCUCACGCCGCGCGAUCCCCCUCGCGACAAGUAUGGCCUCACCGACGGCGGAUAUCUAACGCGGCUGAUAGACAAGGACAAACUGCGGUUCUCCGUCGAAGUGCGGCCGACCCGGGAAAGGUAUGUGUAUGGGGAUCCGAUCCAGGAAAAGACGGCGAGCAUCCCACCGCCGUGCGUGCCCAACCUUCGCGUCGACUCGGCGGACGACGUCCCGGAAAAGAUCCCUCUCUGGUACGACAUCCACGGGCAACUGGUGCCGGUGCUAUGGGAGCUGGCGCUGGUUGCCGUGGUGGGCUGUGUAGCGACGCGACCGGGGAUCAACGCGUUGGGAAUUGCCAACAUGAUGAAACCGUGUCUGGGAGCGUGGGAGGUCGAACGAUUGUAG
This is a messenger RNA of Aspergillus tanneri, 5499 nucleotides long. RefSeq names its product putative TFIIIC transcription initiation factor complex subunits Tfc3. Gene Ontology annotation, biological process: 5S class rRNA transcription by RNA polymerase III; transcription initiation at RNA polymerase III promoter. The record is from RefSeq and is a predicted model, not a curated record. The transcript is spliced from 5 exons. Lineage: Eukaryota; Fungi; Ascomycota; Eurotiomycetes; Eurotiales; Aspergillaceae. The coding region runs from base 1 to 5499 and encodes 1832 amino acids. Gene Ontology annotation, cellular component: transcription factor TFIIIC complex. Gene Ontology annotation, molecular function: DNA binding.